Messenger RNA from Canariomyces notabilis, 687 nucleotides. RefSeq names its product kinase-like protein. Bases 1 to 687 code for a protein of 228 amino acids. Gene Ontology annotation, molecular function: protein serine/threonine kinase activity; ATP binding. Lineage: Eukaryota; Fungi; Ascomycota; Sordariomycetes; Sordariales; Chaetomiaceae. The record is from RefSeq and is a predicted model, not a curated record. Gene Ontology annotation, biological process: protein phosphorylation. The transcript has a single exon.
AUGGAAAAUCCCUUCGCCGAGGGUGCGUUUCGCUGGGUUGCCAAGGCAAGAUAUUCCGAUGGCGACCGCCGAGGCCAGCAGUGCGUGAUCAAGUGGUUCAAAACGGGCGUCGUGUUUGAAGAAGACUAUUUCACCCUCGACAUCAAGGCUGUCGACAAGGCCUUGGAGAUUGUCAAUCGCUUCAACCAGUUAAACAUUGUCAACAAGACCAUCAAAAUCAAUGUGCCCCAGGUGUGGCGCAUUACUCGUUCGCAUCGCAGCAACUUGAUCGGUUCGCGUCAUCUCAUCGAGCCUUUUAUCCAGAACUACCAGAAGUUCAACAGCAACACGGGAUGGAACGACGACACUCGGCAUUGGGCGCGAGUCAUGCAGGCCCUAAGCCACUUCAGCUAUCACAUCAGUGGAGGGAACUACGUCCUGUGCGAUCUCCAGGGCGGCAUCUACCAGAACGAGGUUGUUUUGUCGGACCCCGUCAUCCUCUCCCGAAACCGCGAGUACGGGGUGACGGAUCUCGGCCCCGAGGGAAUCAGCUCCUUCUUCAGUCAGCACUGCUGCAACGAGUACUGCCGUCCUAACUGGACUCAACCGGCCAAUCCCCAAGAGUUCUACCGCCAUGUUCGCGGCACCACCAUGAUUCAGCGCAACGUGCCUACCGCCAUGUCUAGGUCUCGUUACACCUACUACUAG